GAAGCCAAACAAUGAAUGAAGAAAAAGAUGCAAACAAAGCCGCUAUCGGUAGUGUAUGACAAUUGAGAAUGGAAAAAUUGGGAGAUGAUCUUUUAGCUUCGAUAAUGAGUAGGAUUCAUGAUUCUGCCUAUAGAAGAUCCAUUUCUCAAGUUUGUAAGCAGUGGUUCAGAAUUGAAGGCUUAACUCGAUCAUCUGUACGUGUUUUUGAACCCAAUCUUCUACUUAAUUUCCUUCCAAGAUUCCCAAAUUUGCUAAAAUUUGAAACAUCUGAAGAAAUCACGAAUACCCAUCUUGAAAUUUUGUCUGAAAAAUGCCCCAGAAUCCAACUUCUUAACCUUAAUUUCAAAAAAAAGAACAGAUUUUAUGAUGAAAGGGAUGAAAGUUUAGUCUUGGAUGAUUUUGAUGAAAAUGGUUUGUGUUUCAUAGCAAUGGGUUGUUCUUGUCUCAAUACAGUUUCUUUGAGAAAGAGAAGUGGAGUUGGGGAUGCUGGGGUUGUUUCUCUUGUUAGCUUUUUGCCUAAGUUGAUAGAUUUAGACUUGAGCUUUUGUGACAAGGUUAGUGAUGAAGCACUUAGAGCUAUUGGAAGUGUUAGCUCUUUGAAGAAAUUGAAUCUACAGGGUUGUUGGUUGGUAUCCGAUUCGGGUUUGAAAUCAUUAGCAGGAGGACCUCUUAGGAUGACCUUGAGGAAACUAAUUCUUGCUGAAUGUGAUAGGAUUACAGAUUGUGGAGUGCUGAGUUUGAUGCAAUUAUGUUGCUUGGAGGAAUUGAAUUUGGCAGAAUGUGGGCCGAAUGUGACUGAUUUAGCUGGUGAGGCUAUUGCUUCAAGUGAGAGUUUUAAGAGGUUGAACUUGUCAUGGCUUGUUAAUGUAUCUGAUGCUACUGUUGUUGCUCUAUCUGAAGGUUGCAAGAAUCUGGAUGCACUUAAUUUAACUGGCUGUGAAUUUGUCACUGGUGAAGGCGUCCGUACUUUGACAAAGCAUAGGUCAUUGAAAGAGCUCAUUUUGACAAGUUGCGAGAAGCUUAGUGGAUAUGAUUUGGAAGAGUUGGUACUAGGAUGCCAAACAUUAGAAUACAUUGUGGUUGACAGAAGACUAAGGAUGUGGGUUCCUAUGGAAGUGCAGGAUAAUAUCAUGAGAGAACACUGUUGGAUAGAUUGGAAAUAACAGAUGAAAGGGGAGUUGAGUGACUCGUUUCAUAUGGAUUGAUCUGUUUUCAGUGUUCACUCUCAUUUCUCGAUCGCUCUUACCAGUUAUAACCGGGGUCUUUCAUUCACAGUUCCCCAUCAUAAAUAAGGUGCAUAUUCUGCCCAGCGCCCAUUAUUUAUUGCUGAAGUAGUCAUAUUAGUAAAACAAAUGCACAGGGUACUUUUUGAUGAACUUGGCUACUGUGCUAUUGCCAUAAUGCCAUGGCCCAUGGGAUGCUUAACCUUGUGCAUAGACAUAGCAAUUUUGGUCCUGAAUAUAGCAGAUAUUUGAGAUAGGGUAAUCCAAGAAUCUCUUCCUUACGAGGAACUAAGCAAAAAGCAGAACGGAAGUUUGUCCAAGCUUUGUUGAAAGUUUGAACUGCUGAACAAUUAAUGACGGACGGUGUAGCAGUAUUUGCAAAAUCUGGCUUUUGCUAUUUAUUUCUUGUUGCUCCUUGGAACAAAUGUAUUUUUCUGUACGCUCGAAAGUGGAAAUAUUGGGCACUGCAAAAUAGUACUCAGUUUGGAGAACUAUCUCCACACCUAAGUGUGAAGUGGGGAUGGCUUCGAUAAAAUAUGAUGUAUGAAUAACAAAGGCACUUUCACAGUUCA
Molecule: messenger RNA, 1795 nt
Organism: Solanum dulcamara
Lineage: Eukaryota; Viridiplantae; Streptophyta; Magnoliopsida; Solanales; Solanaceae
Product: F-box/LRR-repeat protein 4-like
Exons: 2
Coding region: 69-1163 (364 amino acids)
Biological process (GO): SCF-dependent proteasomal ubiquitin-dependent protein catabolic process
Cellular component (GO): SCF ubiquitin ligase complex
Molecular function (GO): protein binding
Source: RefSeq, a predicted model, not a curated record